Dovyalis caffra is the source of this 489-nucleotide messenger RNA. The record is from the annotation of a GenBank genome assembly. NCBI's taxonomy places the organism in Eukaryota, Viridiplantae, Streptophyta, Magnoliopsida, Malpighiales, Salicaceae.
AUGGCAACCUUAGAGAAGCAAGUGAUGGUUGUAGGGAUUGAUGAUAGCGAGCCUAGCACAUACGCUUUAGAGUGGACACUGGAUCACUUCUUCGCUCCUCAUGUGGGUUUCAAUUCAAUUUUCAAGCUCGUAGUUGUCCAUGCCAAAUCUUCUCCGACCUCCGCCAUCGCUCUUGCUGGACCUGCGGCUGCUGAAGCUUUGCCAUUUGUGGAGUCGGACUUGAAGAAGAUGGCUGCUAGAGUUAUUGAAAAGGCUAAGGAAAUUUGCAUCAGUAAAUCGGUGGAAGAUGUGAUAUUUGAAGUGGUGGAAGGCGAUGCUAGAAAUGUUCUUUGCGAGGCUGUAGACAGACACCAUGCUUCAAUGCUGGUUGUGGGAAGUCAUGGUUAUGGAGCUAUUAAAAGGGCAGUUCUAGGUAGUGUAAGUGACUAUUGCGCUCAUCAUGCUCACUGCACUGUGAUGAUUGUUAAGAGGCCAAAGAUCAAGCACUGA